This is a messenger RNA of Uloborus diversus, 2118 nucleotides long. RefSeq names its product integrator complex subunit 13-like (gene asun). Gene Ontology annotation, cellular component: integrator complex. The record is from RefSeq and is a predicted model, not a curated record. The coding region runs from base 4 to 1995 and encodes 663 amino acids. The transcript has 16 exons. Lineage: Eukaryota; Metazoa; Arthropoda; Arachnida; Araneae; Uloboridae. Gene Ontology annotation, biological process: centrosome localization; regulation of mitotic cell cycle.
AGUAUGAGUUUUCCAGUAAGCCAUAAAACUAUUUUUGUAUUGGACCAUAGUGCCAACUUUUUUGGGCCAUGUCACCAAAAUAUGGAGUUCGAUAUUUUUACUAAAACAAGACAGCCAGGUAUAAUACCUCUUGCGCCUUUAUCUAAAUCAUUAUGGACAUGCUCGGUGGAGGCUGCUUUGGAGUACUGUAGAAUUGUGUGGGAUAUUUUUCCAUCAGAAAAACUUAUACGAUUCAUUGUUAGUGAUAAUUGUGCCUACCAGUUGAAUACCUGGGCUCAAAGUAAUCAAAAUGUACACCAGUUAAUGGCAGGUUUAGCUCAUGUUGGACCACCUGUUAACAGUGGUAGCAAAGAAACUACUGUCUUCCAUGGAUUAAAUUCUGCUAUUGAAGCAUUGUGUGAAUGUAGCGAGAUACAGCAUGAAAGGAGAACAUCUCUUACUGAAAGUGCUGGAAAAGUCAUGAAUAAAGGCAGAGUGAUUUGCUUUACCAAUGUCAAUAGUGACUUAGAAGUUAAUGCAUUGCUUGAUUACUUUGAAAAUGCCUUAGUGCAGCAUAAUAGAUUGGCUUCCAGUUCAGAUAGUCUAAUGCCAAUCCAGUAUUGUGAACUUGUAAUGAUGCAUGUUUAUCCUGUUAAUAAAGAAAGCUGCAUUGCAUUUCAGCCCAAAAGAAUGGUGUCUCCAAUUUUGAGCACUGAAAUUCACAAUGUCAAAUCAGGUCGUCACUUAGCAGCAAAGCUUGGUGUUCUUGUUCAACAACAUUAUAAUUUAGCUUCAACAACUGUUACUGGAAUACCUAUGAAAGAAGAGCAAAAUGCUAGUUCUUCUGCUAAUUAUGAUGUGGAAUUAUUACAUCCAGCUGCAGCACAUGCCGAAAUUUUUAAAACUGGUGUUGUAAAUGCAGAAGGUGUCCACAUUACUGCUGUUAAAGAAGGGCAGAUUUAUGAGACUGUAACUUUAAAAUGGUGUACUCCUCGAUCUAGCUCUGUUGAACUGCAAAACUGUACAUCUUCUUUCCGCAUCACUCCAGUUGAUGUGAAUAACAGGCCUUCAUCGUGCCUAACAAAUUUUCUGCUUAAUGGAAGAGCUGUGAUGCUAGAAAUGCCAAGAAAAUCUGGUUCUAAAGUUCUGUCUCACAUGCUUGCUAGCCAUGGGGGAGAAAUUCAUAUUCAUACACUUGGAACUGGAAGGUCCAUACUGGAAGAUCCACCUUCAAUUAGUGAAGGAUGUGGUGGCAGAGUAACUGACUAUCGUAUUAAUGACUUUGGAGAGUUUAUGAAGCAAAACAGAUUAGUACCUCAUCUAGGACGUGUAAAUCCACAUGAGACACCUAUUGAAAAAGCAAAAAAGAAGCUAUCCCGUCUUACUCAGUACUGGCCGAUGGUUAUCAGUCAUACCACUAUUUUCAAUAUGACAUCACAACUCUCACCUUUACUGGAGUUGAUUACAAAAGAAGUUCUUGAUGCAAAAGAUGUAACAGAGUGUAAAAAGGUAAUUUAUUAUCUUGUCAGUUAUGAAAGCAAAGGAACUUCACUUCCUGUACCCACUGUUGGAACUCGAGGAAAAGGUCCCAAAAAGGAAGAACAAUACCGCCUAAUGUGGAAUGAACUGGAGGCCUAUGUGCGUCAUCAUUGUUUAACUGCUGAACACCGAAGUGUCCUUGAAUGUCUUCUAGAAUGUAGAAAACCAGAUGAAGGAGAAGGCUUAAAGGCACGACAAAAUGUUGGGCAGACUUUUGGAAGGAAAAUUAAGGAAGAAAGUACUGAUAUGGAUGAUGUUAAAGGAAUUGAAAGCCAAUUGAAUAAAAUGUCACCAUCAAAAAAGAUGAAAAUAAAUGCAGAUGUGAAGAAACGUCCUGGAACUCAAUCAUUACUUACUUUAUGGACUUCAAAACUAAAAUCAGAUCAUGACCGACGAUAUGUUGAAUUUUCUGGGCGUAAAACUGAAGGAAAUAUUGCAAAACUGUAUCCCAACUUAAAAAUUGAAGGAGUGAAAUGAAUUGCCAUUGCCGCAGUACUGGUGUAGUGAUGAGCUUAUAGUGUUUAUAUAUACAAAAAUAUUGAACACUAUAUUGUGAUUACCUAUACAAAAUCUAUAUCCAUACAAAAAGUUUUUUUUUUU